Molecule: messenger RNA, 2895 nt
Organism: Pneumocystis murina B123
Lineage: Eukaryota; Fungi; Ascomycota; Pneumocystomycetes; Pneumocystales; Pneumocystaceae
Exons: 18
Coding region: 1-2895 (964 amino acids)
Biological process (GO): protein import into nucleus
Cellular component (GO): cytosol; nuclear envelope
Molecular function (GO): small GTPase binding
Source: RefSeq, a predicted model, not a curated record
AUGUAUGAAGCAAUAAUCCAGACACUGUAUGAUUCGGUAUCUCAAGAUAUUUCAAUUGUUAAAUUAGCAGAAGAAAAACUUAAGUCUUGGGAGACAAUUCCAGGAUUUUACUUAUCUCUUCAAGACGUUUUUAUGGAAAAAGUUUUACCAGAUAAUGUUCGUUGGAUUAGUAUUAUUUAUUUGAAAAAUGGAAUUGAUCGAUAUUGGAGAAAAAGUGCAAAAAACAGUACGUUAUCAGUUGAUGAGAAGGAGAAGAUUCGAAAACGAGUUUUACAAUGUUCAAUAGAGGAAAACCAUCUUUUGGCGAUUUUCCAAAUGAUUGGCAUGAAUAAUUACAAGCAAAAGAAUCUUUCAUUAAUUAAUAGGCCAUUUUUAUUCGAGGAGCUUUCUUCAAUGAUAAUGGAUUCAAUUACAUCUAAAUCUUAUACAUUUCAACAACGACAUUUAUAUACACUUUAUCAAAUUGUUAAAAAUCUUUGUGCUAGUCGACUUGUCAGAGCAAAAUACAAUCUACAGCAAAUAACCCCGAAACUAUUUCAACUUAUCAGUGAAAUAUUUAAAAAUUACACGGAUCAAUGGAUUUAUACAGUUCAAUCUAAUUUUUCGGAAUCUGAAAUCUUUCCUUUUUUGCAAAUAAGUCAUAUAUGUCUUAAAAUUCUUCGACGAUUAAUCAUUUAUGGAUUCGAAUACCCAUAUAGGAACGAGAAUGCACGAUUUUUCUUCCAAUUAUCCUAUACAUAUUUAAAGAUAUACUUUGAUUUAUGUCAAUACUUUAAAGAAGAAAUGUCUUCUUUUUUAUAUUCACAUAUAAUUCUUUUUGGAAAAAUGUUUUUAAAGUUUUCAUCAACACAAUCGACUUCUAUUUUUUUAAUGCCAAAUUCUAUUGAAAUUGUUUUAACUUAUUUAAAUAUUAUAGAAAAAAAUGCGGACAUCUUUACUGGACAAGAUACAGAGUACGUAAAAUUUAUACACAAGAUAGUAAUGCAAGGCCUUUUUCUUAUAAAAUCUUCAGUGAAAUUUCUUCAUAAUUCUGAUAUUUUAUUAGAAUUUAAAUUAGGAGAAUAUAAACAAGAAAUUGAAAAAGCAUAUAAAAUUUUGAAAGAAAAUUUAUUUAAUUCAGAAAUACUUCAAAGAAUUUUUGAGUUAUUGAUUACUAAAUUUAUGGUUUUAAAACCAAAUGAUCUUUUUGCUUGGGAAGAAGAUCCUGAACAAUGGCUUUUAACAGAAGAAAAGCAAUCUUGGGAAUAUGAACUUCGACCUUGUGCAGAAUGUUUGUUUAUAGAUAUCUUUUCAAUAUAUAACAAUGUAUUAUCUAAUUCUCUUAUAUCAUUACUUCAAGCAGUUGAAAUAUCCUUCGAUGAAAAUACAAUUUUUCUAAAAGAUGCUGUUUAUAAUGCUUUUGGAUUAAGUAUUUGUUUUUUACCUGACUCUGUAGAUUUUAAUUAUAUUUUCAUAAAUUUUCUAUCAAAAGACAUCCAAGUACAAAAUUCGAGGAUUUCCAAAAUUAUAUAUAGAAGAAUUCUUAUACUUAUUUCUCAAUGGGUAUCUUCAAAAUCUUCAAAAAACAUUCAAAGUAAUAUAUACACUAUUUUCGAAAGAUUCUUAGACCCAUAUGAAGAAUCAAAUGACCUGGUUGUACAAUUUACUGCAUCAAUGUCUUUAAAACAAUGCCUAGAUGAAUGGGAUUUUGAAAAGGAACAAUUUUAUCCUUAUUUAAAAAACAUAUUAGAUAGUUUACUGCACUUAAUAAAUCGAUGCAAACUUUCUGAUUCUAAACUUAAAAUUUUAGAAGUUAUUAAUAUAAUUAUAGAAAGAAUGGGACAGCAUAUUUCUCCGUAUAUACAAAGUAUUGUUGAUAUAUUACCAUCUCUUUGGGAAAAUUCUGAAGAAGGCCAUCUUAUUAAAGCUAUUAUUAUUGUGACUUUAACAAAAUUAAUCAAAUCUCUUCGAGAAGAAUCAGAAAAAUAUCAUCCUUUGGUAAUACAAUUAAUUAAAUAUUCUAUUGGUUCAUCAUUGAAUGCUUAUAUUUAUUUAAUGGAAGAUUCUCUUGAAUUAUGGCAUGUUUUACUUCAAGAAACACAAAAUUCGUCUUUUCAAGUGUUAUCUCUUAUUCCUUUAGCUAUAACCUGUUUAGAUUAUGAAACUGGGAAUGAAUUUAUGAAAUUUCAUUCUUUGCAAUUUUUGACAAAACUUUCAAAUCUUUUAGGAGAAUCGCGGUUUGAUGUAUUUUAUAUAAUAAUAAAAGUACUUGAUCUUACAUUGCAGACAACAUCUAUCAAUUUAUAUUCAGAUGAAUUAAUUAAAUCUGGGUUUAUUUUUAAAAUAUUAGAAUCUAUUAUAAUUAAUCAGGAACCUAAAUCCAUUACUAUACAAUAUUUUUCACUCAUUUCUAGAAUAUGUCUGCAAGAUCCAUCUAUUAUAUUUGAUUUUCUAGCAAAAUUUUCAUUUCAACAAGAUGUGUUAACUAAUGAAGAAAUAAUUAACAACUUCCUAAAUACAUGGAUUUCUAUAUUUGAUAAUAUUGGUAACCCUAAAUAUAGAAAAUUAAAUGUUAUGGGAAUAACUUCUUUACUAAUUACUAACAAUCCUUACGUUCUUAUCAAUAUAAAACCUUUAAUAAAUAUAUGGUCUGAAACUUUAAGCGAAAUAAAGGAAAAUAAAGAAGGAGAUGCUCUUAUAUAUUGGAAUACACAAGAUGAAGAAAACGACUUAGAUACUACUAAUAAUCCUGAAAUGAUUCGUAGACAACAGCUUAUAAAACAAGAUCCUAUACACACAACUCAUCUAGAAACAUAUAUUCAUCAAUUUUUUUUUUCUUGUGUUGAAAAAAAUAAUGGAAUAGAACAAUUCAAAAUAAAUUAUCAAAUAGAAGACAUUUCUAAUAUUUUCAGAUAA